AUACUGGGUUACGAGAAUUUUACUUCAAGGUCUUCGUUUAGGAGCAAAUAGAGGAGGUAUAAAUGGAAAGACGAACUACAAUAGCACACAGUUGAUCUUCAGCAACUCGUUCAAAAUGUAUGCUCACAUCGGUUUUGUAAUGUGCCUGUUUGUUGGUAGUAGUGUCGCGUACUACCCGCAAAGAGAAGCGCCUUACUACAGCGGACCGAACGAUCCAUAUUCUGUGGGCUUCAACCAGAACCCUGUCCAGGAGCCUUCUCAGCGACUUUUCUGGGGCAAUCAGGGAAGCAACCAAGUCGGCGGAACUGGACUAUGGGCGACGUUGACAAACAAGUUCCCAUUCUUGGGAUCCAUGUUUGGUCGAAUGGAGUUGCCUGCUCAAUACGGAGUGCCCAAUCAGUAUGACGUGUCGACGCAGUACGGAGCUCCUGGUGGUUUCCAGCCUCAAUAUUAUCAAGGACAGCAGCAGGGUGCUCAGCAGUUCCCGCGGCAGUUUGGCCAACGAUUUGUUCCUUCAGGUCGUGACGUGGGAAUAACGGACGAUGCUGUGAUAGUGACUCCUCCCUUCGUGCCUCCCGUCCAGCCGGCGCCUUUCCCAUCACCAGUACCUGCACCUGUGCCUGCGCCUGCCCCGGCACCCGUGCCCGCCCCUGGUCCCUCUCAGGAGGAAGGAUACACAUACAACAGACCUCAGUAUAGGUUGGAGUUACCCCAAAGAUAAGUAAACAAUAUACAAAGAAAGCACUGACUGACAGUAGAAAUGUAAUAACGUAGUUUAGUCAUUGCACCUUCAGUCAUUAACUAUAUUUGAAUUUGUAAUUAAAUCCAUACAUUUUAUUAGGAAUUUCAACUGUCGGAAAAAUUCACUCUUCCAUCGGUUCUGCAUAGUUUUUUGAUAUACUGAGUUACGCCAGUAUUAGCUAUUAGAGUGUAAAAAGGCAAAACUUGUCAAAAAUCAUAAAUUGCCGUCUUAAGUUUUCCCUGUAACCACUCCACUGUACCAUUAGAAAAAUAUCUACGCUUGGUCUUUCAAUAUUGGAAAUUGUACUGCAAUGCUUUUGGAAGGCCUACUUGUACCUAAUAGAUAAUACAUACUUAACUGCAUCUGUCACUAUCUUAUAGCUUUUAAAUUACGGGUUCAAAAACUUCACGCUCUCUUGUAAUUAAAUGACACCACUUUAAAUGUAAAGACAUUUGACAAUUAAAUAAAAGUCAUUAAAAUUAA
Messenger RNA from Helicoverpa zea (corn earworm), 1225 nucleotides. RefSeq lists its product as uncharacterized. The transcript is spliced from 3 exons. The record is from RefSeq and is a predicted model, not a curated record. Bases 116 to 721 code for a protein of 201 amino acids. NCBI's taxonomy places the organism in Eukaryota, Metazoa, Arthropoda, Insecta, Lepidoptera, Noctuidae.